Messenger RNA from Melitaea cinxia (Glanville fritillary), 861 nucleotides. RefSeq names its product gastrula zinc finger protein XlCGF8.2DB-like. NCBI's taxonomy places the organism in Eukaryota, Metazoa, Arthropoda, Insecta, Lepidoptera, Nymphalidae. The transcript is spliced from 5 exons. Bases 1 to 861 code for a protein of 286 amino acids. The record is from RefSeq and is a predicted model, not a curated record.
AUGCAGGAAAAAGAUAAAACAUUGUGUUCGACUAUAUCAAUUAAUGAGAAGGAAUUCAAAAGUAACACUAAAAAAUCUCACAUUAGAGUUAAAAUACUUAAUGAGGUGUUGCAAAGUCCUUGGAAGCCAAUAUUAACUCACACUUUUAAGCCCCUACCAAGAAAAGAUGAGAUGGCUAGGCGACCGUCACAGGCUGUUACCAUGGUGCUCAGAAAUAAAGACGAAUGUAGUACACAUGCACGAAGACAUUUGUAUACUUGUGAGGAAUGUCACAAGUCAUUUUCUCAAUUACGUAACUUUAAAUAUCACGUGUCUAUUCAUCGUGGUACUAAGGAGUUUGCUGCAACAUGCCCUGUCUGCGGGAAACAUUUCAAUGACAGAGGAUAUUUGAGUAGUCACAUGAAAAUACACAGGAAUCGUAAAGAAUAUAAAUGCUCCAUAUGUCCCAAAUCAUUCAAUCAACGAGUUGCAUUUAACAUGCAUGUACGUAUUCACACUGGUGUUAAGCCGCACGUGUGUGAUGAUUGUGGAAAAGCUUUUUCUCGUAAAAUGUUGUUAAAUCAACAUAAACGCACACACAGCGGGGAACGCCCCCACGUCUGCACGUAUUGUGACAAGAGGUUCGCGGACCGAUCCAACAUGACUUUACAUUUGAAACUUCACACAGGAAUAAAGCCAUUCAAUUGUUAUUUAUGCUCCAAGGCGUUUACAAAGAAACAUCACCUUAAGUCACAUCUCAACUUUCACAAUGGAGACAAGCCGUAUUCAUGUCCGCGAUGCAAACUUUCUUUUACACAGUCCUCUAAUAUGAGGACUCACUAUAAAAAGUGUAAUGUAGAGCCAGGGAACAAAGACGUUUAA